This is a messenger RNA of Monoraphidium neglectum, 801 nucleotides long. RefSeq names its product DNA mismatch repair protein MutS2. Lineage: Eukaryota; Viridiplantae; Chlorophyta; Chlorophyceae; Sphaeropleales; Selenastraceae. The transcript has 4 exons. The coding region runs from base 1 to 801 and encodes 266 amino acids. The record is from RefSeq and is a predicted model, not a curated record.
AUGGGGCCCGCCUUCAAAGCUACGCUCGACCUGCUGCAGUGGCCGGCGUUUUGCGAGCACGUGGCGGACUUCGCGAGCACGUCGGUCGGCAAGCGGCUGUGCAGGCAGCUGGAGGUGCCCCUGGAUCAGGCAGCCAGCGAGAGGUUGCUGGCCGAGACGCGCGCGGUAAUCACCCUGGAGCUCGAUUACUCAUCCACCCUUGAUUUUGGCGGCAUCAACACGGGCGACGCGGAGGGCGCGAUCCGCCGCGCGGACAAGGGCGGCAUGGUGUCUGGGCCGCAGCUGAGGGGCCUCGUCACGCUCAUCAACGGCGCCGACAAGCUUCGGAAGCAGAUCCAGACCGUCGCCCGCCAGAUGGGCGCCGGCGGGCGCGACAGCCCCCUGCGGCCGCUGCUCGCGGCCGUGGCGGGCCUGUCGCCGCCGGCCGCGCUGGUGCGGGACAUCGGCUUUGCUAUUGGCGAGGACGGGGAGGUCCAGGAGGCGGCCAGCGCACAGGUCCGCACGACCCGCGCCCGCGUGCGCGCCCUCACUGCGCGCGCCGCGUCGGUGCUCAAGUCAUUCCCUGGGGAGGUGUCGGAGCGCGGCGGCCGCAUGUGCGUCGCGGUUGCGCCCGGCACCAAGAUCGCGGGCGGUGUCAUGCUGGGGACGACCGUCGGCGGCGGCAUGGCGUUCAUCGAGCCGCCGCAGGUGGGGAAUGGCGCGUGGCUGGGAGGCAGCGGGGCCGCAGCGGUUGGGUUGCGGCUGAUUGCGGGGACGCAUUUAUAUGAGGGGGCAGGCGGCAGGAGCAGGGUCGGGUUCUGA